This is a messenger RNA of Lodderomyces theae, 1734 nucleotides long. RefSeq names its product acetyl-CoA:L-glutamate N-acetyltransferase (gene ARG2). The coding region runs from base 1 to 1734 and encodes 577 amino acids. NCBI's taxonomy places the organism in Eukaryota, Fungi, Ascomycota, Pichiomycetes, Serinales, Debaryomycetaceae. The transcript has a single exon. Gene Ontology annotation, biological process: L-arginine biosynthetic process. Gene Ontology annotation, molecular function: L-glutamate N-acetyltransferase activity, acting on acetyl-CoA as donor; arginine binding. Gene Ontology annotation, cellular component: mitochondrial matrix. The record is from RefSeq and is a predicted model, not a curated record.
AUGAGCAAGCUAAAAGCACUAAACCGGCAAUUUAUAUCCAAUAUAGAAACACACAAAGCAGUUACUGAUGCCAAGAGAAACCUAAUAUUGUCCAUCUUGAAAUCAACGACAACAAAAAGAGAGGCCAAAAAUUACUUGACAAAGUAUCAAAAUCAAUUCGACUUUAGUGAUUUGGAGUUUAACAACGUUAGUAAUGAAAUCAAGCCAUUGAAUAAAAAAGAGAAUCAACGGGAGCUAUUCAUCCAGCGAUUCUUGAAUCGACAAAAUCCAUUUGUUGGUAUUUACGAUGAAGAUGACAGAAAGUUGAAGAAAAUCCCGCUAAGAUUGGCAAUUUUCAAAAUCAAAUUCACCACAAUUACAAAACUACAAUGGUCAGGUAUAGCUGAGUCGUUCAAAAGAUUGAUCAAAUUGGGGAUACUGCCAAUAAUCUUGCUAGAUUUUGACCAUUUGCUUGACUCUACAUUCAAGAAUAACGAGUUGUACAUCAUGGACCAAUCAAACAAAUUGUUGAAUCGUCUUGGCAACCCCGAGGAUCAAGACCAUUUCCAGGUUACAAUAUUGCGGUCUUUGUUUACGAAAGCUGAUGGGCACCUUUCGAUAGACAGUUUGGAACUGAUUUUGAUUCCAUUGUAUCAGGGCACCAUUCCGAUCCUUCUACCAAUUGCAUACAAUGUGAAUACCAGCACGCAAGAGUUUUUGAAAAGCAACUCGUUGCUAUUUGCAUUAUGCUCAGCUUUGGUGGAGAAAAGAACAACAAACCUCUUGUCGAUUGAGAAAAUCAUCAUGAUUGACCCACUAGGUGGAAUUCCAUCCAUCGAAAGGAACCAAACAAGUCAUGUAUUUAUCAAUUUAUCGCAAGAGUACUCGGAUAUUUUAUCUGAACUUUAUAUUGGACACAUAAGUCCCAAAUUACGUGAUUUGCACGUAAGCAAUUUGGACAGCAUGAAUGAGAUACUCAGCUUCAUUCGUGACAGAUCUGGGAACGAUGAAACUACUGGUAUUAUCACUACGCCCGAAAUUAUGUCGAUUAACAAUGAUCAGUUGAAUCCAAUAAUAUACAAUGUACUUACUGACAGAUCAAUCAUUUCUUCCUCGUUGCCCAGUCUGAAUAAGCGCACACCACAAGUAUCUACCACAAUCAUCAAGAAGGGAGUCAAUGUGCAAAUACUAGACCAGGACAAUUACCCGGGUGAAUUCACAAUGGCUAAUUUAUUUAAUGACAAAUUGGUAGACAAGUCCAAAUUAGUUGCCUUGUUGAAUGACUCGUUUGGAAAAUCCCUUCAAGUUGACGAGUACUUUAAGCGCAUAGACAAGAACUUGGCCACUUUUAUUCUUGUUGGUGAUUACGACGGAGCUGCUAUACUAACCUGGGAAAAGAGCCCCCACAGAAAUGGUAAGGUUGCAUAUUUGGAUAAAUUUGCAAUUGCCAAACGCAAUCAGGGUCUUCCUGGGUUGGCCGAUAUUAUAUUCAAGAUUAUACUACAAUCGCACCCGCAGGAGUUGAUAUGGAGGUCAAGAAAAGUCAACCCUGUGAACAAAUGGUAUUUUGAAAGGUGUUGUGGAUGUAUGAGCUCGCCGGAAUCGCAGUGGAAAAUAUUCUACACGGGCGACGUAUUUGAUAAGCGAAUCGAUCGGUUCAAGAGGAGGUCGAUACCUCCUGGAGUGAUCAAUGUGGGAGAGAAGUUGAAGGAGUACUCUGAUAUAUGCGAAGGUAUACCACCCUCAUUUAAAUAG